Messenger RNA from Purpureocillium takamizusanense, 2090 nucleotides. RefSeq lists its product as uncharacterized. The record is from RefSeq and is a predicted model, not a curated record. The coding region runs from base 553 to 1755 and encodes 400 amino acids. Gene Ontology annotation, molecular function: oxidoreductase activity. The transcript has a single exon. NCBI's taxonomy places the organism in Eukaryota, Fungi, Ascomycota, Sordariomycetes, Hypocreales, Ophiocordycipitaceae. Gene Ontology annotation, cellular component: cytoplasm.
GCCCGCUCAACACAUUUAUUCACGCCCUCUGGCCGCCUCCUGGCGUCUCCUGUACAAGUGUAUCUAUCUAUCUCUUGCGCAACACGAAACGCGAGGUGAAGUGAAGCGGCAAGCAAUCAUGACGGUGUCAUCGCUACAGGACGGCCAGGCCGAGCUGCCGACGCCGCGCAGCACGCACUCGUACUGGCACCGCGACCCGUCCAAGAAGCUGCUGGGCCAUCGAACCACGGCGCAUCUGCCGCCCACGGCCGACGUGGUCGUCAUCGGCAGCGGCAUCACGGGCGCCUUUGCCGCGCGGGAGCUGGUCGCGGGCGGGCGGGGCGUGCUGAUGCUCGAGGCCCGGGAGGCGUGCUGGGGCGCGACGGGGCGUGUAAGUCUUUUCCUUUUUGUUUGCUUGACCUUGUGCUUUCUUUGUUUUCGUCAUCUUUUCUUUUCGAUGCCGAUUGUGUCUUGCUCCAUGGUUCAAAAUUUUGGUUUUGUUUUCUUUUGAGCAAUUCUGGGGUGGCUGGCUGAACUGAUCCGAUAUCGCAGAAUGGCGGCCAUUGCCAGCCCAUGGUAUGGAAGACGUCCGCCGCGGUCGCUCGCUUCGAGCUGGCCACGUUCAACCUCAUCGACGAGCUCGUCGCCAAGUUUGACAUCCCGUGCGACUGGAAAGUCGUCGGCGGGAUGCACGCCAUCUUCGAGCAGGACGCUCUCGACGCGGCCAAGACGCAGAUCAGGCGCCUGCAGAAGCACGAGGACCUCCGCGACAAGGCGGUCCUGAUCCUCGACAAGGAGGAGCUGGCGGCACAGCGCAUCCCCGAGGCCCUGGGCGCCGUGUACCAGCCCAAGGCGGCCAAGUGCUGGCCGUACAAGCUGGUUGCCUGGCUCCUGGAGCGGCUCCUGGAGGAGAACCCGUCGUCGCCGUCUGCGUUCAACCUGCAGACGAGCACCCCGGUCGAGCAUCUCCAGAGGAGCGGCUCCUCGUGGAUCGUGCACACGCGGAGGGGCCAGGUCUGCGCCAGGGAGGUCCUCCUCGCGAGCAAUGCGUACACGUCGUACCUGCUGCCCAAGAUGACGGGCCUCAUUGUCCCCGUGCGCGGGCAGGUCUCCGCCCUGGAGCCGCCGCCGGGGACCGCGCAGCUGGCGCACAGCUACGUCUGGCUCCAGGAUUCGGACGUGUACCUGGUCCAUCGAGGGCCCGAGGACACGCAGGUGAGGGACGGCGAGCAGGCUGGCCCCCACCCUGCCCGCGCCCGUCGGGUGGUGGACCGGUCGCUCGUGGUCGGUGGGCACCGACUCGCUGCGCCGGGCCGGGAAGAAGGCCUCUCGCGAGACGACACGGUCAACCCGAUUCUCAGCCAGGCGCUGAGAAAAUCACUGGCGCACACGGUGAAGCUGUUGCCAGAGGACCAGGAUGACCCGGAGAAGCUGCGUGCGGCGUACGAAUGGACGGGCAUCAUGGGGUACUCUCGCGACCACAUGCCCUGGGUAGGGCGUGUGCCGGCGUCGCUCACCAGCAGCAGCAGCAGCAGUGGUGUCGUCGGCACCGACGACGUAGAAAAGGGGCUUUGGAUCAGCGCGGGCUACACGGGCCACGGCAUGCCAGUCGCGGCGCGGUGCGGCGUCGCCGUCGCGGAGAUGAUCCUCGGCAAAGAGGGCGGCGUGCAGGUCCCACGGGGCUGGAUGGCCAGCGCGAGGAGGGCGGAGAGGGCGAGGGGCUUGGAGCUGCCCAAGACUAGGGCCGACAUGCUCGACAUGCUGCUCGUCGAGUGACUGUCGGUAGGACUCGGGAAGGUAUAGGUAUGGACCUAGUUGGAUAUCAGCGCAGGCCCGCGAUUGUGAGCUCUACUGAGAGUUGUGCGAAUGACGUGACGAACUUUGUUAGAGACGUGUUCCUUGGAUGACAACUGCUUUCUAGUCAGCCACCAGGGGCAUCACCGGCACCACAGACAUUGUAGGCAUCAUAUACGACCCUGCUGCUGGGCUAUAGUAGCAGUUUGCAGGCAUCGCGGGGGGCGAGUAACAAGCAAUGCUAUCGCCUCAUGCCUCUUUCGGCCGCCUUUGGCACCUAGUAUCAGUAGUGGCCAAAGAAAAAAUGAGUGUUGUCC